Leptidea sinapis is the source of this 9998-nucleotide messenger RNA. It is a transcript of the gene d4, whose product is annotated as zinc finger protein ubi-d4 A. Gene Ontology annotation, biological process: nervous system development. Lineage: Eukaryota; Metazoa; Arthropoda; Insecta; Lepidoptera; Pieridae. Gene Ontology annotation, cellular component: nBAF complex. The transcript has 12 exons. The record is from RefSeq and is a predicted model, not a curated record. Bases 52 to 1563 code for a protein of 503 amino acids.
CAACAACCAAAUCUAUUAUCAAAAUGAAAUUAUUUUAGUUGGCGUCUUAAAAUGGCGGCCACGGAAGUACAAGUUGCAAAUGAAUCAAAUAUAUCUAAAAUAGAAAGUUUUUUACAUGAUCCAAGCUACAAAGAAAUUAUUGAAAACUCUUCAACAUUCAACUCGAGAUUAUGUGCGGAAAGGAGAAUGCGUAUGCCAUUCAUAGAUACACAAACUGGAGUCGCUCAAAGUCAUUCAAAUUUAUUUAUGACACGAAAGCAACGGAUGCCUGGAGCCCGAGAGGGUCAAGUAUACACAUAUCCAGCACAAAGAUGGCGGAAAACGCGUCGGCAGUAUUUGACAAUGUCAUCAACAAGGUGGGGAUGGAAUACAGCAGAUAGUGCUGAGAAUGUUGGUGAGGGUGAGAACAGCUCGGGCAUACCUGAUGGUCUCAUGGGUGAGGACAGUCGAGAUGGUUCACAGACAGCUGCUAAGGAUGAUCCAAAGGAAUGGUUUUAUGAUGAACUGGCGAUAGAGGAGAUGGAAACUGGCGAGGAACCGGACCCGGAGUCCGACGAGGAUUACUAUGACGACACAUACGCCAACAGACGCAAAAGGAGAGGCGGUGUGACUCCCAGUGGACCUGGCUCAAGGGGAGGUCGAACGAGGAAGUCACAACCUGACGACACACCGGCCAAGCGCGGCCGAGCGGGCCGCGGUCGAAAGCGCGCCGGUCAGGGUACCUUGCCCUACGAAGUCCCCGGCGACGCGGAGAAGCCCUACGGCUGCGAACUGUGCGGCGCCAAGUACAAGACGCGGCCGGGUCUGACGUAUCACUUCACGCACACACACAAGGACCCCGCAACGGGGGGCGUGGCCGGAAGCGGCGUAGCGGGGGCGGCGGCCGGUAGUGAUAACGACUCGCGCGACAGUCGGCCGGCGCACUCGCCCGCGCCCUCGCAGCCCGCUACCGAGUACCAGGACAGCUACGUCACGUUCCUCAACAACCCGGCGGGCAGCGGCACAGCUUCAGGUACAGCCACGUCGACUCCCCAGCGGCGGCCGACCCCUCCGCCGCGGCCCGCGUCCGCCGACACGUCGUCGUCGGACUCGACGGGCGCGCCGCUGCUGCCCGCGGCGCCGGCCACGUCGGCCCCGCCCACCGUCUCGGCGCCGCCCACCGCUUCGGCCCCGCCCACAUUAGAACUCAAACUGAAGGAGCCGGAGGUUAAGGUUGCCCCGUCGCCAUAUUGCGACUUCUGCCUCGGCGACGAGCGCGCGAACAAGAAGACGGGAACGCCGGAGGAGCUCGUGAGCUGCUCGGACUGCGGCCGAUCAGGUCACCCCACCUGCCUCCAGUUCACUGUCAACAUGAUGGUGUCGAUGCGCACGUACCAUUGGCAGUGCAUCGAAUGUAAAUGCUGCUCGGUUUGCGGGAACAGUGACAACGAUGACCAGCUACUGUUCUGCGAUGACUGUGACCGCGGCUACCAUAUGUACUGCCUGGCGCCGCCGCUCGAGACUCCGCCCGAAGGUUCCUGGUCGUGUGCACUCUGCAUCAAGAAGUUCAACCUCAAGAAGUGAAAUGGCCAGGCGCAUCUUGUAAUUUUAGAAUGAAGAAUAGCUGUUGAGACUCUUUGGUCUAUGAAGCAAUCGCGAUCGGAUCAGCUGAGCGGACUUUUCGUCUAUAAUAUGAUUAUAGUUGCCAUAGAUUGUAGAGUUAGUCCGGGCCGAGUGUGGUGACUAUGAGCCAUUGUACAAUUUAGCUUUAGUGCUUGUAAAUAUUACGGCUUAUGGAUAAAUACUUGAAAUCAGCUUUUGAAUAAGUAAUUUAAGUUGAAGUAUUUCUAUUUUUUAUGUUUACUUUUAAUUAACUUAAGAUUCUUUAAAGACACGUCACGUCUCCCUUAUGUGAUGGAGACAAAAAAUAAUAUUAUGCGAAUAACUAGGACACGUUAUUAAACGGGUUGCUGUAGUUUUUUACUUAAUGAAGUCAGGAAUAUAAUUGUGGCGCGAAUUCAAAAAUUCUUGCCUUGAAAUUCAAUAUAUGAAAAGGUAAAAGACGCACUAAAGAGAACUUUCUUAAUUCCCAUUAUGUGUAUGUGAUUUUUGCAUUUGUGUACGUACGUACCCAGUAAUGGUUGUUUAUGAUCGUAUUUCAUUCAGUAAGCUGGUUUUUACAAAUGACUAACGAAAGUAAAUGCUUACCAUAGCCACGAGUUUGUGAAUACAACAAUUGCGUCAUACAACAACAAUUCAGUAGUAGGUGGUGGAAUAAACUUUGUUUGUUAAUAUUCUAUUGCUUGUGGUGACAAACAAAGUGACUUUCAUCCGUACGCGCUGACCAUGUUUAUAACUCAGUUGACAGCAAACUGGACCUCUUAUAUGUGCGUACUACUUACGCAAACGAUUGCGGAAUAAAAGACGGAGAAAAUAUGAUAAAUAGAAUUUGAAAGACAAAAUUUUAUGAACGAUGCGGGAUUCGAAGCCACGACCUCCGGCGUUCCGUGCCGGUGCUCUAAACUACUGAGCUAACCGUUCGAGUACCGCCUCGUUAUAAAAUUCUGUUUGCUUUGUUCAACUCUCAGGUUGUGGCUUCAUUCUUCACGUGAGAACGGUUAAUCCUAGAAGUGAGGGUUAUCACUUUAAAAACAUAACAAAUUGUUUAGAAAAUAUUAUGUUUACCCGAUUAUUAUAGUAACAAAUUGAAGGUUAAAUUUAUACAAUAUAUUUGAACUUGCCAAUACACGAAAAUAAUGGUUACGAUUUCACGCGCGUAUGGUCGGCCACUCGUCAGUGAACCGAUGAGUUCAACCUACUUUUUUCGUCAGCGCGAGGUAACUCUACGCAGGUAGCAAUUCAUCAGCGCUGGACUGGACGCGUUCAUAUGUUUCAUAGUUAUAGCUAUGAAAUGAAAAAAAUUAAAAAUAUUUAUUUCAGUAACAAAAAUGGUACAAACAUAAUAGUGGAUGUGACCUUCUAUUAAGUGAGAAACACCUGUGCCAGAAGGCCACUAUGGUUGACCGACGUUAGCAACGACCGUCGGUCGACAAUAGUGGCACAAAUGCAGCCUUAAUAAUAUUUUUGGUCAAAAAUAUUAGCUGUAUCAACCUAUGAUGCAAAGCGUGUGGUAGGAAAUUAUUUAUAUAUGAAUUACGAAAUUAUGAAAAGUUCGACAAUCGUAACGACCUUGACGUGAGAACUAUACAUUUUGAUCUUAUUUUUUGACUGCGUGUAGUUGAAACAAACUUGGAAAUUUGGCUGGGAGCUUAUUACUGAUGUAAUUAAGUUAUAUAAUGUGUAUAGGAUAUGGAUGUCGCGGUAAAAUAGUGUAAGUGUCUAAAUACAUUCAGUUUCCAGAAUAUUAUCAGACAAGAUAUAUUAAUUUAAUACUUUAACCAUACUCGGCCUAUUAUUACUUAAGUACUACUCGUGUACAGAAAUUUUCUACCUCUAUCGGUGCUUGAUUUGUUUUGCUUGCUUCUUUUCCACUAAAUCUAGUUCUACCACUUUACGGAAGACUUUUUGUUAAAUUCACACAUGAAAGAGCAGGCUGGCAUGUAAACCGUGCAUAUUAAAUAUGUGGCGUAUGCGCGAAAACAUUAAUCAAAGUGAAAAAAGUGAUAUUUAAAUUGCCAGAGCUGUGUUUAUUUUAUAAAUAAUUAAUAUGCAUACGUAAUAGUAAAAUAUUCAUACCUAUCAUAAUCAUACAAUUGUGUAAAGUUGCCCGCAGCCGAACUCGACCGAAACUAGUAUUGAAUAAUCAGCAUUUACCUGUGAAAUGUUUCUUUAGUUGGAUUGUUGCUAUAUGUAACAACACAAUCAAAUACAGAACACGACACCAUUAUAUUUUAUAAUUAAUAUCCGUUAAAACACAGAACAAUAACGAAAAAGUUAAAACGCGGUCCAAUUUGACAGGAGACUAAUGGACACUAAAAUGUUUCAAAAUCGGUUUUCAUGUAAUCAUAAUUGGACGUAGUUAUGCAGAAAGGACUCAAACCACACUUUGGAAAUAAGUAUGUGUGUAAAAAAUGAGUUAAGUAUGCCAUCAUACUCCUGAAGGUCGAAUCUGUCAGGAAGUGAAAACCUUAUUUUUAAAAUGUCUAUACAUUACAAAACAGUUUCAGUACCUAUGUACUGAAACUGUUUUUUUAUUGGAUAUUUAUAUGGAUAAGAUUAAAGCUGAAACUUGAAAUGCCUAUAACUCAAAAGUGCCUUUGUGUGGCUUGAGUCCUUUCUGCUUAACUACGUCCAGUAAUCUCACGUUCCACAUAGGGUUCGUCUCGUAUGGUAGUACACUAAGUUUAUGGGUCUAACAUUUCGUUGAUCUUAUCUUGAGCUGUACACUGCCAAAAUUUUCUCGAAAUCUGGCUUUAUCAAGAAAAUUUUACUUGUAUAUUGCUAUAGCCACACACUUUGUUUUUUUUUGGACUUGCUAUAGCCACAGAUUAAGUAAUUCCAGUUUAUUUUAGUUGAUGUAGAGUUGAUGUCGCGGAAUUACCAAGUCCAUGUCUAUGAAGGUGAGGUAGACCUUCUUGUUUGUAGCAAUGUUAAAAUUUCGCACCAUUUAUAAACAUUGUAGAAUUUGUAAAGCUGUCGCGUGGCCUAAAUGAUGUCCCAGCUUUCGUAGGGUUAAGAGAGCACGGGAACUUAUUGUGAACGCCAUUUUUUUAAUUAUAAAUAGAGCUUUAUCUGCAGAAUGCCAAAAAAUUUGAACCGUGAUAUAAAAUAAUUCUGUAUAAUAUAUAACGUCACUAUCACGGUGAUCAUCAUUAAAGAUAAUUUAAUUUUUUAAUUUAUGGACUUGAAUGUACUAAACAUUGAACCUGGCUUUUCAGCUACAAAAAAAAACUUUUCUAAGAGACAAUUUUUAUUUGUACGUUGACUAUUAUGGAUUUCGAUAACUUGUACGUUGACUAUUAUGGAUUUCGCUAUCUUAUUUUUUUAGUUGUUAUAGGGGCAAAAGAGAAGUCAAAAUUUCAGAUAUCUAACUAUUGCAGUCUAUGUUGCCCGCUGACAGAUAGAUGGAGGGAUGCGCUAAUUUUAGCGUUUCCCUUCAAGUAUAGAAAAAAAAAUAGCUGUCACUUUGCACGGAACUUUCAGUCCAGCAGUAAUUCCGAUCGCCUUUCCAAAUGUUAGGAAUAAAAAGCACAGUCAGUUCACGAGACAAAAGUGACAUAGUAUGACUGAUGGAGUGACAUUCUUUGCGGGUGACGUGGUGCUGAUUCAUGUUUGCGUCUUUCAUAUUGCAUAUUGGUGACAUUUAGUGGGAUGUGCUUUUGCACAGUAUGCGGCCUAGACUGGUACCUACUGCAGUUCCAAAUCAAAAUCAGUUUAUUCAAGUAGGUCACGAAAAUGACACUUAUGAAUGUCAAAAAGAAGCAGUUCCUGCCUGUAAGCAGUGGUUUCAGGACCUUUAAUUUCGAUUUGAAAGGUGCCGUCACUGCGGCAAUAAUAUCUUAUGUCUCAAGGUUAUCGAAAUAAAAAAAAUACUAAAUUGGAAACAAAGCCUGUACUAUGUUCAGUCCAGAGGAGUAUAACACCACUAGUUGUAUUUACUGUGUUUUUCAAUACAGUUGGGAUGCGGUUACGAGAUUGCAUAGUGUUAAAAAUAUGACGAUUAUUCGAGAAAUUACCCAUUUUUGAUAUACAUGUAGAGAUUAAUGCAAUACUCAAUAUUAUAAAUGUGUAAGAUACAGUAACUGGCAAUAUUAACUCAAACACCAAUCAGAGUGAACCAUGUGACAACUCAAUAGACAGUGUUACAAUUUUCUUAAUGUCUGUCAACUCCGCGGCUAUGAAAGAGAGCGGCGUAUCCUAUCCGCGAUGUCAAUACGAGUACCGGUUCGUUGACUUGCUUAUCGGUACUCGUAUUUAGAUAUGUUACAUACACGAUAUCAGUUGCACGUGAUUUGGUGCACUCAUGCCACAGCACUUUGCUUUGAACUUGAAUUGAAAUCUUUUUUUUUAUCAAAUUAGUACAUUUUAAAUAUAAAUAUACAAUAUUAUGUAAUGUUUGUGACAACCCUUGCGUAUCCUUAGCUAGUCGUUAAACUAAAGUCCAGCCUAGUGCAACUCUAAAUGAAUAUGAUGAAUGAGUAUGAAACGUGCAGUCAUUGAUAGAUUAACAGAUGUCGGCUAUAAUCUUGUAAAAAGCGGAGAUAGCUGAAAUCCAUUACGUUUUAUGCAACUGUUCGCUUUAAAACUUAGCCGGACUAUACUUCGCCGCCAAUCAACAUGCUGUAAUUAUAACUAUUUCAAACUUAUGUCAAAUCACUGCACGUUUCAUACUAAACUAAAUUUCAAUUUUUACUUAGGCAAUCCCGCCUCUUAUUACGUAGUAUUUACAUCCUCUUUGCUAAAGUCGUUAAACAAAUGAGCUGGUACAAAUAUUGUGUUAGUUUCGCUAAAAGUUUUCACUGUUGAGGUGUUUCAUAACAAUUCAACUCCCUCAUAACAUUAUCUCAAUUUCUCAAUAUCCCGUUGUCUAGUUUAAAAUUAUUUAUAAUCCACUUUCUUGUCAAACGUUCCUGAUUUCGCAUUUCUAUUGUCAAACUUUAUUUCCAAUUCCAGUUAGCAUAGAAUAUGCUGAUAUAUCACACUGAUAGCUAUACCAAGCUAUUAAUACCAAUACGUCAUUACAUAGAUGGACUCAGAAAAAGAUCAUCAAAAUGACAAUCGGUCAAUAGAAUGCCAAAAGAAAACGGAUUAAAAUUCGGUCGGCAUUUUAGGACUGCGAUUUUAUAUAGAAAUUGCCGGUAUUGCAGUAUUGCGAACAAAUUUGUGAAGUUUAUGUUAAUCGGUGUUUACUUACUAAAUAUUAAUUGUGAAUAGUGUGUAUAAUAAAUGUGUAAUUAAUUGAUAAAAUGUUAGUGCAGUUUGCCGAUGAGAUAUUUUGAUGUGUAAGAUAUAGUAUUUCGUUAAAGAAUUGUGUAUUAAGCUAUUGCAAGUACAAAAUGAUCGUUUUUUUUUUUAUAAUACUGUGUUUUGUUAGUAUAGUUUGCCAUACUUUACGUGGUAAAUUAUUGCAGCUGAAUUAGAAGUGAAAAUUACUCCAGGCGUGCUGAGCAUUUAAUUUUGUAAGUAUUUAAAUACUAAUGCUCGUUUUGGAAAUAUCUGCGCGAGUCAACUAGGGUAGUAGGAUUUGCCGGAGUAAUAAAUACAUAUUUAUUUGUUGAACAAAUAAAUAAUUUGUAUUUGGUAUUAUUAACCCCGUCUAAAUGAAGUUUUCACUUCUGUAGCGGAAAGCACAUGUCAUUUUUCGUAAUUAAGUUGAAAGAUUGGCCUCGUAAUUUUAGUUUAGUAUUGUAAAAAAGUGUGUGUGUACUUAUGUACGGACGCAAGAAGUUAUACUUCCUUGGCGUAAUAAUACUUCUUUGGUGUAAUAAUACAAAAAUCUCUUUAACCUUUCCGAUCCGGGAAACAGAUCGUGCGGUAUGCCUCAACUCGGGGUGAUUUUGGCGCUCACGCAGCGUUCUGGCAAUGCGUAUUUACGUGUUUUAAUAGAUUGCUCACAAUUAUGAUGAUUUGAGUGAAUGUAUCUGAAAGCUAUUGAAACAAGCUAUAAGUCCAUGCAAAAUAAACCAUCUUAUAAACAAAAUACAUGGCGAGGGAAUAGUGUCCGUAAGCCACUCUCGGUUUUGGCGUAUCUGAAAAUUUAUUCCUCGUACUAUUUUACGUUUGUAUUGACCAAGUGAUAAAAAAAGGUAUUAAAUACAACGAAUGAAAAUAGUAUUAUAUCGCAUAUUUUAGUUAAUUUAGUCUGAAUUGUGAUACAAAUGUUCUAUUUGACCAAGUUACGUCAGGGUGUCGAAUAAUAUGGGUGUCAAGCACUGACCUCUACUAUAAACCACUGGACUGGCGUUUGUCAAAGUGCUUUUGUGCCUGUUUGAUAUUCGCCAUUUUGGCGCUGUUGGCCAUGUAGCGAGAGUCUGCGGUACUUAAACUAGUGAUGCUAAGCUCAGCAAACAUCGAUAGACGAUGGGAAACUAUUUACAAAAACAAAAUGUGUACUUUAUUAAGUUGAUUCUUGAAGUAUAAGUAAAUAACACGGAAAACGAAUACUUUAGAGUAUUGUACCUUCCUUCGCAGCCAUUUGUAUUAUACGUCAAAAUUAGUUCUCUGGUCGCUCGCGAGUGGCGCUUCAAAUAGGCACAAAGUUUUUUUUGUCAAACAUGUAAAAGUCUGUCCAGUGGUAUUUAUACAGGUCAGUUAUUAUAUCGCAUAAUUUGGUUAAUUUAGUCUGAAGUGUGGUCAAAUGGUCUAGUUGGCCAACUUACGUCAGGGUAAUUAUAUGACGGGUAUUCACGAUAUAUAUUUUAUUUCGCAUGCAAUUGGAUCAUAAUAAUUACAAUGUUAAAGUUCCGCGACCAACAUCAGGGUGUCGAAUACAGGUUUCAGGUAAAAAAUUAUCUAUUUUUUUCCCUUAUGCGUCAAAAGAAGUAUAACUUCCAAUAUAAAGAAACCAUCAUGAAACAGGGGUUUUAUUUUUUUAAUGUAUUAUGAUAAGAGCUGUGAUCAGUCAGGCGGUUGUGAUUCGAGUUGGGUAGGGUACGUGUAAGUGGAGGACGCUGUGCGUGCAUAAACGUUUUGCUUUAAGACAAUGAACAACAAUUCCAUUUUGUUUUGUAUUUUUUUACUUUACUUUUAGGCGUCAUUUUUCGUUUUAUAGUUAAUAAGAUGUAUCUGUGACUGGAUUGUAUUUAGCUAUAAGCAACUUGAGAUUUCCUUUUUCUUCUUCCAACUCUAGCAUUUUUGUUUUUUUUUUUAAUUUGCAAGGUUAACAGUUCCUUCGCUAAUUCUGGUGAUAAUAAUCUGUCUCAUUGUAUACAUUAAUUACAUAACGAUUACCAGAGCGAGAUGGGCUUGAUCGGAAAUAUCUGUUAUCACUUUUUAUUUUUAAUGUAUUUAAUUAUUGUAUGAAAAUUGAAAGCGUUACCCGUUUUUUAUUCUUAAUAUUUACUAAUAAAUUCUAUUUUAUACUAACGACUGUUGUGAUAAAUUUGAUUGGAGGUAUUCAUAAUAUCUUUAAUAUUAUUUUAUACACCGAUACGACUGAACUUAAUAGCUUAUUGGAAUAAGAACAAUUUUUUUGUAUGUAUUACAUAAUGCGAGAAGUUUGGAUUCGAAUGCUAGUUUUGGUACAGUGAAAGUUUACAUAGAGAAGAAAUUCAGAAAGCUUCGAAGAAUAUCAUUGCGGCAUGUACUAAUGAUAAGGGGCCAUCCAUAAAUAACGUCACAUGAAUUUCAUGAUUUUUUUGACCCCUCCCCCGUCCUUGCCACAGGUCACAUAUAUGAGACUCCCCCCUUACCUAGGGUUAUGUCAUAUAUUUCGCAAUAAAACAGAAAAAGUCAUGAAAUUUAACAAAAGAAAAAUAUUUGCAAGUUUAGCAGAUGUAGUUUAAAUUUAGUGUUGUAAUAGAUACUUAGUUAAUAGACAACGGCGCCUAUUUCUGCCGUGAAGCAGUAAUGUGCAAAUAUUAUUGUGUUUCGGUCUGAAGGGCUAGUGAAAUUACUGGGCAAAUGAGACUUAACAUCAUAUGUCUCAAGGUGACGAGCGCAAUUGUAGAGCCGCUCAGAAUUUUUGGGUUUUUCAAGAGUCCUGUGCGGCACGGAAUUGUUAUGAGUAGGGAGUCCCCUUAUUUUCAUUAAAAAAAGACUAUAACUUGUCUUUUAAAAAUGUGUUGUCACAGAAUUUGGGUCCUCUGCCCGCCCGGUGCCUUCUUAAUGUGUGACGUAAUUUAUGGAUGGCCACUAAAGCCUUCUAAUCCAAACUUUCAUACGUUUGGCUCAACUUACCUUAGCUGCUUGGUGUGCUUGCCAACUCCAAAACAAGACAUUUCUGCAUAAAAUAAGGUAAUGUUGGUACUGAUCGUUCUGUCUCGCUCUGCGUAUGCUGUCGCCCGCUCUGCCGUGUUGUGUAUUAUGAAUUGUUAGCUGUUAAUGUAAGUAGACGUAUUAAGAUAUUCACACGUAAUGUGUCUAUAAGUGUGGUGAAGUUAAUAAAGCGAAUGUAUAGA